Messenger RNA from Geodia barretti, 1833 nucleotides. The record is from the annotation of a GenBank genome assembly. NCBI's taxonomy places the organism in Eukaryota, Metazoa, Porifera, Demospongiae, Tetractinellida, Geodiidae.
AUGCCCUACAUCAUCGGAACCGCCGGCCACAUCGACCACGGCAAGACGACCCUGAUCAAGGCCCUCACCGGCCAGGACACGGACCGGCUCAAGGAGGAGAAGGAACGCGGCAUCUCCAUCGACCUGGGGUUCGCCCACCUGGCGCUGCCGGACGGCAGCGAGGCGGGCAUCGUCGACGUGCCCGGCCACGAGCGCUUCAUCCGCAACAUGCUCGCCGGCGCCCACGGCAUCGAUCUGGUGCUCUUCACGGUGGCCGCGGACGACGGCGUCAUGCCGCAGACCGAGGAGCACCUGGACAUCGUCCAUCUCCUGGGGGUGCGAACGGCCCUGUUCGUCAUCACCAAGGUGGACCUGGUGUCCGAGGCGCGAGUCCGGGAGGUGGAGGAAGAGAUCGAGAUCCUGACCUUCGAGACCGCCCUGGAAGGCUCGCCGGUGGUGCACUUCUCGGCGGUUUCGGAAGCGGGUCUGGAGGAUGUGCGGACACGCAUCUUCGACCUCCUGCAAGGUAUCGACCGGCCGGCCCCCAGCGGCUUCUUUCGGCUGCCGGUGGACCGGGUGUUCGUGCUCCAGGGCCAUGGCGUCAUCAUCACCGGCACCGCCCUGGCCGGCGAGGUGCGCGACCGGCGAGCACGUGCACGCGUUCCCGGCGGCCAGAAGAUUCCGCGUGCGCAGCAUUCAGGUCCACGGCCAGUCGGUGGAAGCGGCGGGCUGGGGGCAGCGCGUGGCCCUGAACCUGACGGGCCAGGAGCGCGGCGCCCUGGAACGCGGCCACAUGAUCUGCCACGAGGAGCGUACCUGGUAUCGACGCGGUUCGACGCGCACCUGGAGGUGCGGCCCGCCGCCACCAAGGGAAUCCGCAACCACCAGCGGGUGCGUAUCCACCUGGGAACCGCCGAGCGCAUGGGCAAGCUCAUCUUCCUGGGCGACACCGAGAAGGUGGAGCCCAAGGACACGACCUACUGCCAGGUGCUGCUGACGGAACCGCUGCUGGUCAUGCGGGGCGACCAUUUCAUCGUGCGGGACGAAACCGCGCGGAGGACCCUGGGCGGCGGCGAGAUCGUCGAACCCCGGGCGCCCCGGCACCGGCGGCGGGAAAAGGACAUCGAGCCACGGCUGCGGACCCUGCACCAUGGCGAUACGCCCGAGAUGAUCCGAAGCUUUCUGGACGGCGACACGAGCCUGGCAACGAGCGUCGAUUCCAUCUGCCAGGAGCGCGUGUACAUGACCGAAGAGAAGUGGAACGGCUUCCGGGAGCGGCUCCGCUCGAGCCUGAAGGCGUUCCACCAAAGCCAUCCGCUGGCGCCGGGCAUGGACCUGGAAGAGGUUCGGGCGCGGCUCGCCGCCAGCGUAUCGGUGAGGCUGUUCCGGGACCUCACCGACCUUUUGGCGUCCGAGGGUGCCUGCGUCCGGGACGGCAACCACGUCCGCCUGCCGGACCACCGGGUGGAACUCGGUGCGCAGGAGAAAUCGCUCUCCGGCGAGAUCACGGCCGCGCUGGCCAAGACGCCCCUCGCCCCGCCCUACCUCAAGGAGAUCGAGAAGGCCCUGGCGGUCCAGCGCCCCAGGCUCAACGAGGUCAUCCGGGUCAUGGAACGGCAGGGGGAGAUCGUCCGGGUGACCACCGAGCUGUAUUACCUCAAGGAUUCCAUUGACAGGAUCAAGAGCGAUUUAUAUAGCUACUUUGAGAACCAUGAGGAGAUGAGCGCGGCCACCUUCAGGGAUAUCCUGCAGUCGAGCCGCAAGUACACCAUCCCCGUUCUGGAGCACUUCGACCGCACCGGCGUCACCAUGCGGGUCGGCGACGUAAGGAAGCUCAAGACGGGAAGAAGUUGA